Molecule: messenger RNA, 3741 nt
Organism: Nycticebus coucang (slow loris)
Lineage: Eukaryota; Metazoa; Chordata; Mammalia; Primates; Lorisidae
Gene: MATN2
Product: matrilin 2
Exons: 19
Coding region: 436-3249 (937 amino acids)
Molecular function (GO): calcium ion binding
Source: RefSeq, a predicted model, not a curated record
GGAACAGGCAGAGUGGGGCCAGGUGGCAGAGGGGAGGGCGCGCGGCCGCCUGCAGGGAGGGGCCUUCCUCGCUGCCGCUCCCCACGCCCGCGCCUUCCCCUUCCCCAAAGAGGACACCCCUCCUUCCGCCCGGCCCGCUCCCCACCCUCGCGCGGCGCCGCCUCUCCCGCCGCCCGCCCUUGCCCGGAGCCUCCCAGGCAGCCAGCGAGCAGUGAGGGGAGCGCUCUGGGAUGGGACUUGGAGACUGCGGCGGCGGCGGACACGGCGGCAGCGGCGCGGGCUUCUCCCUCAACUCCCACGAGCGAUCCCCGCGGACAGCCGCGGCCCGGGCAAGGCGAGGCGGCCCGCGAGGGGGAGCCGGCGGCCGCGCCCCUGUGUCGCUUCCCGGGCGCCGUCGGCGGCGGCUGCAGCUUCACCCCUCUUCUCAUCUUGAAAAUGGAAAAGAUGCUAGCCAGCUGUUUUCUGCUGAUCCUCGGACAGGCCCUCCUCCUCCCCGUGGAGGCCAGGCAGCGGCUGCAUGAGAGGGCCACCGCUAGAGGCAGACACGCUCGGACCCACCCCCAGACGGCCCUCCUGGAGAGCACCUGUGAGAAUAAGCAGGCAGACCUGGUCUUCAUCAUCGAUAGCUCCCGCAGCGUCAACACCCACGACUAUGCAAAGGUCAAGGAGUUCAUCAUGGACAUCUUGCAAUUCUUGGACAUUGGUCCUGACGUCACCCGGGUGGGCCUGCUCCAAUAUGGCAGCACUGUCAAGAAUGAGUUCUCCCUCAAGACCUUCAAGAGGAAGUCCGAGGUGGAGCGUGCUGUCAAGAGGAUGCGGCAUCUGUCCACAGGCACCAUGACGGGUCUGGCCAUCCAGUAUGCCCUGAACAUCGCAUUCUCAGAAGCAGAGGGGGCCCGACCCCUGAGGGAGAAUGUGCCACGGGUCAUAAUGAUUGUGACAGAUGGGAGGCCACAGGACUCAGUGGCCGAGGUGGCUGCAAAGGCACGGAACACAGGCAUCCUAAUCUUUGCCAUUGGCGUGGGCCAGGUGGACUUCAACACACUGAAGGCCAUUGGGAGUGAGCCCCACGAGGACCAUGUCUUCCUGGUGGCCAACUUCAGCCAGAUCGAGACGCUGACUUCCGUGUUCCAGAACAAGCUGUGCACGGCACACAUGUGCAGCACCCUGGGGCACAACUGUGCCCACUUCUGCAUCAACACCCCUGGCUCCUACAUCUGCAAGUGCAAACAAGGGUAUAUUCUCAACUUGGACCAGAAGACUUGCAGAAUCCAGGAUCUGUGUGCCAUGGAGGACCAUGCCUGUGAGCAGCUCUGUGUGAACGUGCCAGGCUCCUUCGUCUGCCAGUGCUACAGUGGCUACACUCUGGCUGAGGACGGGAAAGGGUGUGUGGCUGUGGACUACUGUGCUUCAGAAAACCAUGGAUGUGAACAUGAGUGUGUAAAUGCUGAUGGUUCCUUCUCCUGCCGGUGCCGGGAAGGAUUUGCUCUUAACCCAGAUGAAAAAACGUGCACAAAGAUAGACUACUGUGCCUCACCCAAUCAUGGAUGUCAGCACGAGUGUGUUAACACUGAUAAUUCCUACUCUUGCCAUUGCCUAAAAGGCUUUACCCUGAAUCCAGACAAGAAAACCUGCAAAAGGAUCAACUACUGCGCGCUGAACAGACCGGGCUGCCAGCACGAGUGCGUGAACACGGAGGAAGGCGCCGCCUGCCGCUGCCGCCGGGGCUACGCGCUGGACGCCGACGGGAGGAGCUGCCGCCGGGUGGACCAUUGUGCGCAGCAGGAGCACGGCUGUGAGCAGCUGUGCCUGAACACGGAGGAAUCCUUCGUCUGCCAGUGCUCGGAAGGCUUCCUCAUCAAUGAAGACCUCAAGACCUGCUCCCGGGUGGAUUAUUGCUUGCUGAGUGACCACGGCUGUGAAUACUCCUGUGUCAACACGGACAGAUCUUUCUCCUGCCAGUGUCCUGAGGGACAUGUGCUCCGCAGUGAUGGGAAAACAUGCGAAAAGUUGGACUCUUGUGCUUUGGGGGACCACGGUUGUGAACAUUCCUGUGUAAGCAGUGGAGACUCUUUUGUGUGUCAGUGCUUUGAAGGGUAUACACUCCGUGAAGAUGGGAAAACCUGCAGAAGGAAAGACGUCUGCCAAGCAGUAGACCACGGCUGUGAACACAUGUGCGUGAACAGUGGCGAGUCAUACACGUGCAAGUGCCGGGAAGGAUUCCGGCUCGCUGAGGAUGGGAAACACUGCAGAAGGAAGGAUGUCUGUAAAUCCACCCAGCAUGGCUGUGAGCACACCUGUGUUAAUAAUGGGAAUUCCUACAUCUGCAAAUGCUCAGAGGGAUUUGUUCUAGCUGAGGACGGAAGACGGUGCAAAAGAUGCACUGAAGGCCCCAUUGACUUGGUCUUUGUGAUUGAUGGAUCCAAGAGCCUUGGAGAAGAGAAUUUUGAGGUUGUGAAGCAGUUUGUCACUGGGAUUAUAGAUUCCUUGUCGAUUUCCCCCAAAGCUGCUCGAGUGGGGCUGCUCCAGUAUUCCACACAGGUCCGCCCAGAGUUUACUCUGAGAAACUUCAGCUCAGCCAAAGACAUGAAAAAAGCUGUAGCCCACGUGAAAUACAUGGGCAAGGGCUCUAUGACUGGGCUGGCCCUGAAACACAUGUUUGAGAGAAGUUUUACUCAAGUAGAAGGGGCCAGGCCCAUCUCCGCACGGGUGCCCAGAGUGGUCAUCGUAUUCACCGACGGACGGGCUCAGGAUGACGUCUCCGAGUGGGCCAAUAAAGCCAAGGCCAAUGGCAUUACUAUGUAUGCCGUUGGGGUAGGAAAAGCCAUUGAGGAGGAACUACAAGAGAUCGCCUCUGAGCCCACAGACAAGCAUCUCUUCUAUGCUGAAGACUUCACCACAAUGGGGCAGAUAAGUGAAAAACUAAAGCAAGGCAUCUGUGAAGCUCUAGAAGCCUCUGAUGGAAGACAGGACUCCCCAGCAGGGGAACCACAAAAUAGAGUCCACCAGCCAACAGUGCAACACAGAUAUCUGUUUGAAGACGACAAUCUUUUACACUCUACACAAAAACUUUUCCAUUCAACAAAAUCAUCAGGAAGCCCUUUGGAAGAAAACCAUGAUCAAUGCAAAUGUGAAAACCUUAUAAUGUUCCAGAACCUUGCAAAUGAAGAAGUAAGGAAAUUAACACAGCGCUUAGAAGAAAUGACACAGAGAAUGGAAGCCCUGGAAAAUCGCCUCAGAUACAGAUGAAGGUUAGAAAUACUCUACAUAUCUGAACGUCACUGCAUCAAAGAUUACAGUGAAAGCAGUGCAGAGCCCCAAAGCUCAGGCUUACGUCAAUAAUGUUGUGAAGUAAAACAUAACCGGUACUGAGAAAGCCGGCUUGCUAUAGAACAAAGACAUUAAGUAGACACUAACUUGUAUAUGAUUAUCUAGAGGGGAAAAAAAUCUUUUGGAAUUCUGAGUCCACCAUGUGAGAAUAAAUAAGCUAUGCAAGGUAUUUUGUAAUAUACCAUGGACGUGACUUGCUUCUGCCUUGUCUUGCCUUAGAGUGUUGCAAUCUCAUUUCACUUUAAGAUGAAGUUUGCAGUCUUACUUCUGUAGAACACUGGCCAUAGGAAAUGCUAUUUUUUUGUAUUGGAUUUUACCUUGAUAUAUGUAUAUGGAUGUACGCGCAAAAUCAUAGGACAUAUGUACUUGAGUAACAAGUUGGAUUUUUUUUAUAUAUUAAAAUUUACUUCA